CAGCGAGCGUCACGGGAGCGCGAGCCCCGCCUGCAGAAGGAUUAGACCGCGCUAAACCUCAGAUCCUCGCGCGCUGUCAGGUAACGCCGCAAACACCGUCCACGACUCAGCCAACAGCACAAACAACGACAAAUAAACAUACUGGCUCGCUCUCGUUCGUUCGGGGUCUGGACUUGGAAGUUUCCACGCUGUGAACUGUGAAGUGGUUGUCCGUGCAGUACGUUUUGCUAGUGAAUCUGCGCGACGGGUCGCGUCUUUUCUGAGGGGACGAUGUUCAUCAUAUUUGAGAAUGACGGGAGCGCGCGUGUCGGCGACGCUCGCGGGGAAUGACGCUUCAGACUUUGACCAAGUGUUAUCAAGUUAAUUACCUGAUGGACUAAAUGAAGAAUGCCGCACGUUUGGGAGUUCGUUCUGAUUCUCAACAUUAAUGUCAUCUUUGUGGAAGCACAGCCAGUGUCAUCAAAGCUGCACGAUGGUUGGUGGGCAUACAAAGAUGUUGUCCAGGGGAGCUUUAUACCAGUGCCGUCUUUCUGGGGACUAGUUAACACUGCCUGGAAUCUGUGCGCGAUUGGGAAGAGACAGUCGCCUGUCAACAUCGAAACCAGUCGCAUGAUUUUUGACCCCUUCCUCAACCCGCUACGACUCAAUGCAGGGCAACGCAAGGUCAGUGGAACGAUGUAUAACACUGGCCGGCAUGUGUCACUGCGCCCAGACAAGUCACACCUGGUGAACAUCUCUGGCGGGCCGCUGAGCUAUAGCUACAGGCUGGAGGAGAUCCGGCUUCACUUUGGCAGUGAGGACAAUCGGGGAUCAGAGCACCUGCUUAAUGGCCAGGCCUUCCCUGGAGAGGUGCAACUCAUCCAUUAUAAUCAGGAUUUGUAUUUAAAUUACAGUGAUGCCGUCAGGAGUCCUAAUGGAAUUGCAGUUGUUUCUAUCUUCAUGAAGAUUUCAGAGCCUACCAAUGUGUUUCUGAACCGUAUGCUGAAUAGAGAGACCGUUACGAGGAUUACAUAUAAGCAUGAUGCAUACUUAUUGAUGGGGCUGAAUAUUGAGGAGCUGUAUCCCGAAACCUCACGGUUUAUCACUUAUGAAGGGUCGAUUACUAUUCCACCGUGCCUUGAGACAGCUACCUGGAUAUUAAUGAAUAAGCCAAUUUACAUCUCACAGAUAGAGAUGCAGUCUCUUCGACUCCUCAGUCAAAACCAACCGUCUCAGAUCUUCCUCAGUAUGGGUGACAACAUGCGGCCGACCCAAACUCUGCACCAGCGCUGCAUCCGUACCAAUAUCAACUUCAGCCAGAGGCGGGACUGUCCCAACAACCGCGUGCUGAGGCCACAAUACAGAGUGAAUGAAUGGCUUCUGAAAUAAAAGCUUGACGUGGAUUAGUUACUUCAGAAACCUGUUUGACGGACAGAGGAUGAUGGGAAACAUGCUGCGAGGUGAAGACAAAGGACUUCAAUAAAAUAUAUGAAAUUACUUUUUUACUUGUUUAUAUAUAUAUAUAAAUAUCUCUCAAAGACAUUGCUUAGUGCGUUGAGUCAGACAGGACUGGUUGCUUCAUCUUCGCUUCUUGAAGUACUGUUUACUCUUAUUGUUUGCAUCUGAAAAAAGCAGGUGCAUUCAAGACUUUUGCAGCGAAUGGAAAACUACCUUUGCUCUAUGCACAGGGAUUUCAACUUUACUUGGACACCAGGCAAACAAAAGGAUUUCAAGCCUAUAUCUUGGACUUUUUGGAGCAUGUUGCCUUCUCUACGUAAGUGUUUACAGUGCUAAAUGGAUUGAGUGAGUAUCUGCCCAAUAAAUCUUUGAA
This is a messenger RNA of Danio aesculapii, 1810 nucleotides long. RefSeq names its product carbonic anhydrase Xb (gene ca10b). Gene Ontology annotation, molecular function: zinc ion binding; carbonate dehydratase activity. The transcript is spliced from 9 exons. The record is from RefSeq and is a predicted model, not a curated record. Lineage: Eukaryota; Metazoa; Chordata; Actinopteri; Cypriniformes; Danionidae. Bases 388 to 1368 code for a protein of 326 amino acids.